Centrocercus urophasianus (Greater sage-grouse) is the source of this 1194-nucleotide messenger RNA. RefSeq lists its product as uncharacterized. The record is from RefSeq and is a predicted model, not a curated record. NCBI's taxonomy places the organism in Eukaryota, Metazoa, Chordata, Aves, Galliformes, Phasianidae. Bases 116 to 748 code for a protein of 210 amino acids. The transcript has 3 exons.
UGCCCUUUCCCUGCAUGGAGGCUCUGGGCUUUGCGUGCCCCCUGACCCGGGUUCCUCGCUGCCCAGCUCUUACUGGGCACUGAGCACAGCUGCCUGCCUGCCCAGCUGCUGUGAGAUGCAUGCUGAUGUUUGUGAAUUCGCACAGUGUCUGCAGCAUCCCCCGGAGAUCAGCUCUUUGCACGCUCCUGUUUUCAACCCGCUUUCAUUGCAGGAAGGCAUCGGUGCUGUGAGGCUGCAGGGAGCAGUGGGACCCCACCUGUGCUGGGAUCAGCUCAACACGGCGUGCAGGAAAAACCAGCUAUCACCUCUCCUGCCCUGCAGCUGGGCGCAGGUCCAUCCCGGGUUCCUCUCUGCAGGGAAAUGGAGCAUGAUGAUCACCACCACUUAUCUCAUUUUCUCCCCACGAGAAGCGAUCGAUCUGCGCUGCAAAGGCUUUGUGCUGAUUGAUCCGUCCUGGCUGUAUUUCGUGUCUGUGGGGCACUGCCAGGAGUGUGUGCUGUGCAGGGCUUUGGGUUCUGCCACAUCCCAGCUGGGGCAGAGCAGAGCUGUGGGGCUCAGUGCAGACCCCAGGCUGCGACUUGCAGCUCUCACCUCCAGCUCAGCCCUUGGUGGAGGCAGAUCUCCCCUAAAUGAGAUCCUCCUGAGCAAUAAGUCGUGUGUAACACAGGGGAUCACUGCUCUGCUCCUUGCUUUGAGGGUUCGAUUUCAUACUAUGCUUAAUGUCUCAUCCGAAGACUUAUGUGUGUAAUUCAUGCCAGCAUUUAGAAAAAUCCCCCGUAUCCACGCUCAGAUUCACUGCUGCUCUGGCUCUGCUCAGCUCUGAGUGCCAUCGAGCGCUGCUGUGAUUUGUGGGUUGCCAAAGGGGAUCUCAGGAUGCAGAAAUAAAUGUGCCCUGCUCGACAAAUGGCGAGGAGCCCGCAGAGCCCUGGCAGCACUCAGCCCAGCCUGGCAUUGCAGGCUGGAUCCCUCCAAGAAAUUUUAAUUAACUUAAAACAAAUGCGCAGGAAAGGGCCAGCCAUUAGCUGCUAUUGCUUCCUGAGUCUCAUCUCUGCUAAUUAACAGCGUGUCAGUGCAAACGACCUACGGAUAGCAAAGCACCGAAUUUGCAUUUAAAUUAAAAACCAUAUUUUUAAAAAAUAAAGGUUUCAUCGCGCCCUGAUUGUUUGUCUUUCCAGCAUCCCCAUCCUGCCUCCC